Molecule: messenger RNA, 1051 nt
Organism: Pseudomyrmex gracilis
Lineage: Eukaryota; Metazoa; Arthropoda; Insecta; Hymenoptera; Formicidae
Product: protein ALP1-like
Exons: 5
Coding region: 71-1051 (326 amino acids)
Source: RefSeq, a predicted model, not a curated record
AUUGACCAAGUGUCGUAGGUGUUGUUUUCAGAAAACAANAAGCGUUGCACGUCCGAGUGCAGACAAAAAGAUGGAUCAGCAUAACAUAAAGCUUAAAUAUACAAUUGCAAUGAUAGAAGAAGUAAUUAGAAGACGACGUAAAGCCGCAAUAGCUGCUGUAAUACAUCAUUUAAAAUAUAAAUAUAAAAAACGAAAUUAUACAAAGAAAACUUGUUGGGUAGCGCCUAUUUUCGAAGAUCGCAAAGAAAACAGUUUUUACUUUACAUCAGUCCCAAAACUAAAAUUGGAAAAUUUCCGAUUCCAUAAUUACUUUCGAAUGAACGCAACUCAGUUGGAGGAAUUGUUAGAAAUUAUCGGGACAAGACUGCAGAAGCAAAAUGUUGUUUGGGAAUCCAUCUCUCCACCUGAACGCUUGGCACUGACGUUGAGAUAUUUGGCAUCUGGCGAUUCUAUGACGUCGAUGUCAUAUCAGUACCUAGUGGGUGUAACAACAGUUAGUAACAUUAUUCAAGAAACAUGUGCAGUAAUUUGGGAACUUUUGUGUCCUUUAAUUCUACCUGGCCGACUUGAAGAAAAAGAUUGGAAUGAUAUAGCCAAAGGAUUCGAAAAAUGGAAUUUUCCGCAUUGCAUUGGAGCUAUUGAUGGCAAGCACGUUGUCAUCCAAUGUCCUAAUAAAGCUGGAUCAACGUACUUCAAUUAUAAGCAUUCCCACAGUAUAGUCUUAAUGGCUAUCUGCGAUGCAAACUAUAUCAUCCGUUUUGUAGAUAUUGGAGCCUACGGACGACGCAGCGAUGGUGGUACUUUUAGUGAUAGUGCCAUAGGAAAAUAUUUUGACAAUAAUCUCAUGAAUGUUCCACAGCCAGCUGCUAUUUCAGGUAGUCCUGUUUUACCGUAUUGUCUUGUGGGAGACGGGGCCUUUCCUUUAAAGCCAUAUUUGCUUCGCCCGUACAAAGACAGAGGGCUAGUACCGGAGCAAGACGUGUUUAAUUAUCGCUUAAUCAGUGGCGAAUAUAUAGGAAGCCAAUUAUUGCCAGCCCUAAAAAUGCUAUAG